Piliocolobus tephrosceles (Ugandan red Colobus) is the source of this 3161-nucleotide messenger RNA. It is a transcript of the gene AQP7, whose product is annotated as aquaporin 7. Gene Ontology annotation, cellular component: plasma membrane; basolateral plasma membrane. Lineage: Eukaryota; Metazoa; Chordata; Mammalia; Primates; Cercopithecidae. Bases 359 to 1222 code for a protein of 287 amino acids. The transcript has 9 exons. Gene Ontology annotation, molecular function: water channel activity; glycerol channel activity; urea transmembrane transporter activity. The record is from RefSeq and is a predicted model, not a curated record. Gene Ontology annotation, biological process: glycerol transmembrane transport; water transport.
GAGGAGCAGGAGCAGUGCUUGAGGCUGCCCUGGGAGGGCUGAGAGGCAGGCUCUGGACUGGGGACACAGGGAUAGCUGAGCCCCAGCUGGGGGUGGAAGCUGAGCCAGGGACUGUCUUGGAGGAACAAGAUCAAGAUGCGCUUUAACUGAGAAGCACCCAAAGCAGAGGCUGAGAAUCACAAGGCAUUUCAGCAGAGUCCUGGACAGUCACAGUUUAAGUUAGCAGCAAGUGGGCUUGAGGUUCAAUGUAUAGCACGCAAAUACGAGGCUGGAGCCACUGAGCAGAGGCUGAGGGCAUCUCCACAGUCCAAAGCCGGGCUGCAGACAGGGAAGCAUCUACAAAUCUGAAAGACAAAACAUGGUUCAAACAUCCAGGCACAGGCGGUCCACCCGUGGCUCCAAAAUGGUCUCGUGGUCCGUGAUAGCAAAGAUCCAGAACACACUGCAGAAGAAGAUGGUGCGAGAGUUCCUGGCUGAGUUCAUGAGCACGUAUGUCAUGAUGGUGUUCGGCCUUGGUUCCGUGGCCCAUAUGGUUCUAAGUAAAAAAUAUGGGAGCUACCUUGGUGUCAACUUGGGUUUUGGCUUCGGAGUCACCAUGGGAGUGCACGUGGCAGGCCACAUUUCUGGGGCCCACAUGAACGCAGCUGUGACCUUCGCUAACUGUGCACUGGGCCGCGUGCCCUGGAGGAAGUUUCCGGUCUAUGUGCUGGGGCAGUUCCUGGGCUCCUUCCUGGCAGCUGCCACCAUCUACACCCUCUUCUACACGGCCAUUCUCCACUUUUCGGGUGGACAGCUGAUGGUGACCGGUCCCGUCGCUACAGCUGGCAUUUUUGCCACCUACCUUCCUGAUCACAUGACAUUGUGGCGGGGCUUCCUGAAUGAGGCGUGGCUGACCGGGAUGCUCCAGCUGUGUCUCUUCGCCAUCACGGACCAGGAGAACAACCCAGCACUGCCAGGAACACAGGCGCUGGUGAUAGGCAUCCUCGUGGUCAUCAUUGGGGUGUCCCUCGGUAUGAACACAGGAUAUGCCAUCAACCCGUCCCGGGACCUGCCCCCUCGCGUCUUCACCUUCAUUGCUGGCUGGGGCAAACAGGUCUUCAGGUGGCAUCAUCUACCUGGUCUUCAUUGGCUCCACCAUCCCACGGGAACCCCUGAAAUUGGAGGACUCUGUGGCACGCGAAGACCACGGGAUAACCGUAUUGCCCAAGAUGGGAUCUCAUGAACCCACGAUCUCUCCCCUCACCCCCGUCUCCGUGAGCCCUGCCAUCAGAUCUUCACUCCACCCUGCCCCGCCCUUACAUGAAUCCAUGGCCCUGGAGCACUUCUAAGUAGAGAUUAUUUGUGAUCCCAUCCCUUCCCCAAUAAAGCAAGGCUUGUCCCACAGCAGUAGCCCCACUUCCUGGGGGCCUCCUGUGGUCAGGCUUCCCUUCUGGGUCCUUCCAGGAGCUCUAGGGCUAUGUCUUAGCCCAAGGUGUAGAGGUGAGGCGCCUUGAGUCUUUCACGCCCUGGGAACCGGGGUGCCCCAGGGGGAGAAUGGGGAAGAGCUGACCUGUGCCCUCAGUAGGAACAGGGUGAGAUGAAAGAAUGACAGAAACAGAAUGAGGGAUUUUCAGGCACAGGGGAAGGAAGGGCUGUUUUGGGGAAAGGACCACAGCUGGCUGGUGGGGGGCCGGCUUUGGAAAUACUUUGAAGGGAUCCUGGGAUUGGACUCUAGACUCUCCCCUGGUUCUUCCUUUCCCCGAGUUCUGGCCAGUUCUUGGACCAGACAAGGCAAGGCCCAAGAAUGUAGAUCAGAAUUUUUUAGCCUUUUUUUCAUUAGUGCCUUCCCUAGUAGUCUUCUAGAUUUUUUUUCUUAAUCACAUGAAAUUUUAAUAUCACAGAUAUACUAUAUAUCUGUUUAUGUUCUGUAUAUGUUCUAUGCUUUAUACAUAAAAAAGAGUAAGAUUUUUUUUUUCACCUCUCAAGAAUCAGUUUUAAUUCCCUUGAGAAUGCUUGUUAUAGAUUGAAGGCCGGUAAGGGGUUGGGCUCCUCUUUCUUCUUCCUGGUGCCAGAGUGCUCCCACAUGAAGGAAUUGGAAAGGAAGAUGCAAAGAGGGAAAUCCUUACAACACAUGAAGACACAGGAAGAAGCCUCAUAGGGCCCCGAGAGCCCCAGGGAAGCAGCCGCAGAGGCUGGGUGGGGAUGGGGGGCCAGGAUCUGCUGACCCUGGGGCCAGGCAGGAGUCACUCUGCUGCCUGAGGCUCAGAAGGCAGCAUCACAUCACCCAUGGUUCCUGUCAUUGCUCAUGCAUUUUGCCUUUCAAUAAUUAUUAUGCACCUACUGUGUGCAGGCCCUGCCUGGACACUGGGGAUGUGCAGUGGGUGCGCUGUGCUCUGCCUUUGAGGGUUGCAGUUUAAUGGGGAACAGGUAAUUAUAAGGAAGAAGGUGAGUACAGAGUGGGAGGCUUGGAGGCUGUGGGGCUUGGGGUGGGGUAACUCACAUCCAGCCUCUGGGUCAAGGCCAGGAGGCUUCCCAGGAGGAGACAGAGCAAGGUAUGGUGGUGGGGGGUGUCCUUUUUGGGGCUGGGAGCUGCACUUUACAGUUUGAGGGGAUGGGCAGAGGAAGCUGGGCUUCAUUCUGGAGGUGGGGGACAUGGUGAGGUGAGGUUUAGAAAGCACACCUGAGCCGCAGUGUGUAGGAUGCUGGAAAUGGUGGAGAUGGGCCUGCGAAGACUGCUGGGAAGCGAUGAGCCAGGAGCAGCAGCUGGGCACCUAAUAAUGGGUCAGCACUGUGGACGUGGAGACGAGAGACGGGAUUGAUCAAUACCUGAGAAGUACAAUAUGCAGGACUUGGGCUCCAUUUGGAUGGCGUGGGUGAGGGAGAGGGAGGAGUCAGAAAAGGCUUCCAGUUUCCAGCUUGGGCCUGGGGAUUGGAGAUGUCCCCACUGAGAGUAGGACACAAGUGAGGAAAUGGUUUGGAGAGGAAGAUGAUAAGUUACAUCACGGACGUGCUGAGUCCGAGUUGCCUAUGGGACUUGGAAUGGGGGGUGGCGAAAGGUGUGUGAUCUUGAGCAAGACAUUCAACCCUUCUGGGCCUUGGUCUUCUCAUCUGUAAAAUGACGAUAAGAAUAUUACCUCCCAUUUGUGUUGCUGUGAAAAUUAAAUGCACUACCACAUGUAAAA